This is a messenger RNA of Cordyceps fumosorosea ARSEF 2679, 345 nucleotides long. RefSeq lists its product as hypothetical. The transcript has 3 exons. Lineage: Eukaryota; Fungi; Ascomycota; Sordariomycetes; Hypocreales; Cordycipitaceae. The coding region runs from base 1 to 345 and encodes 114 amino acids. The record is from RefSeq and is a predicted model, not a curated record.
AUGUGCUUCCUCUACCAGCUCUACUGCUCCCUCGUGUCCUUUCACCAGCACUUGCGCUGCAAGGCGGCAGCAGCAGCCAAACCGUGCACAGCGCCCUCAUCUUACACACGUGUCGACGUGCCCGGCUACGGCAGCAUGUUUCUCUCAGACUCGGAAUCGACCUCGACGUUUGAGAUUGAGUCACCAGAGUUGGACUACGUGAGCGAUCAGCCGCUGGCUGUCUCGGACAUGAACAGCCUGCUGAGCAGCACAAACGAGGAUUCGGCACGGAAAUGCGGCCUGGAGCGCGUAGUACAGGAGAGCACCCGUGGCCGGAGUAUCGAGCCAGUUUCCAUUCUAAUCUAG